Molecule: messenger RNA, 945 nt
Organism: Myxocyprinus asiaticus (Chinese sucker)
Lineage: Eukaryota; Metazoa; Chordata; Actinopteri; Cypriniformes; Catostomidae
Product: protein lin-7 homolog B
Exons: 6
Coding region: 195-857 (220 amino acids)
Biological process (GO): maintenance of epithelial cell apical/basal polarity; neurotransmitter secretion; protein localization to basolateral plasma membrane
Cellular component (GO): synapse; MPP7-DLG1-LIN7 complex; basolateral plasma membrane
Molecular function (GO): L27 domain binding
Source: RefSeq, a predicted model, not a curated record
CUGACGUAGUGUUGCGACACUCAAGCGUCAGCCAUCACCACUAGCUGGAGCAUCUGCGCUUUCACGGUCAAGCUGCGUGUUGCGGUACAUUUUUGUUGAACAUUAAAAGAAGACUUGCCUUGCUGUACAAAAAGGUAUAUCCUACAGUUCUACGUCCGAUCGCAUUGAAAACGGCUCUGCAGCAGACGAUCCCAAUGAUGUCAUCGUAUUAUCAUACAGGGAAAGAGGUAGACAUGGCGGCGUUAACAGAACCGCUCUGUUUGGAAAGAGAUGUUUGCAGAGUCAUAGAAUUGUUAGAUAGGCUACAAAGGAGUGGUGAGCUACCUCCUCCUAAACUCCAGGCUCUGCAGAGAGUACUACAGAGCAAAUUCUGUGCUGCCAUCAGAGAGGUGUACGAGCAGCUUUAUGACACAUUGGACAUUGUAGGAGGGCCAGAGGUGCGAGCACAAGCCACUGCCAAGGCCACAGUAGCAGCAUUCGCAGCCAGUGAAGGCCAUGCACACCCAAGAGUGGUGGAACUCCCCAAGACAGAUGAGGGGCUUGGUUUCAACAUCAUGGGGGGAAAAGAACAAAACUCUCCCAUCUACAUCUCUAGGGUAAUCCCAGGAGGUGUUGCUGACCGGCAAGGGGGGCUGAAGAGAGGCGAUCAGCUGCUCUCUGUUAACGGAGUGAGUGUAGAGGGAGAACACCAUGAGAAAGCUGUAGAGCUACUAAAGGCAGCGCAGGGUUCAGUGAAGCUGGUCGUGCGUUACACCCCUAAAGUCUUAGAAGAGAUGGAAGCCAGGUUUGAGAAGAUGAGAAGUGCCAGGAGACGCCAGCAACAUACCAGCUACUCGUCCUUGGAGUCCAGGGGUUAAUUAAUCCUAACUUCAGACUGGCCUGCUGAUCCAUUCUCCCACUGUUUUCUGCUCCCGAAGGAUGACAGAAGACCCAGAGGAGAUCAGU